Nerophis lumbriciformis (worm pipefish) is the source of this 1761-nucleotide messenger RNA. The record is from RefSeq and is a predicted model, not a curated record. Lineage: Eukaryota; Metazoa; Chordata; Actinopteri; Syngnathiformes; Syngnathidae.
AUGGGAAUGCUCAACUUUUACGUCAUUUGGUCCCUGAGUGACGCACCACGACAGUUUAGCAGCAAAUCAAACCGCAAGUGCUUCCACGUCCACGUCCCGCUGCCUUUGCCUAAUCAGCUAGUAAUCUUCGGUAUUGGCGAGUGGGCCGGCGACGAGACCGCCAUCUCCGCGGAGGUCGUAGUCGGCCCUGAUGUGAGGCCUCAGAACAUUGGCACGCUCACCUCUCGAGCCAGGUGUUUGACCUUUGAGGGUGGUUGGAGUCCUGAUAUCGAGGCAGUAUCAGCGCACAGAGGCAGGAGAGGAGUUCAUGGCAAGAUCGUGCUCACAGUGUGUGGACAGGUGCUUGAUAUCUUUUGGUAUAUUUCAGUGAAGGCCAGCAAAUUGCAGGACCAAAGAAGCAUCCUAAGCAGCAGCAUUCCACAGAUACCGAGGAAAUGUCUCUUCCCAGAGCAGUUCAGCACCACAAAUCUCUCAUGCACUUCACUUCCAAAUAUCGCAGAGGGCACGGUAACCCUCAACUCUUCACAGUUUGGUGGCAGUGUUUGCUAUAGCGACAUCCAAGUGAAGAAAGUUGACAUAGAAAAAAAACUUUCACUUUGGCCGACGGAGCAGACCCCCAAACGAACUGUCAUUAGUAAGAUGGGUUUUUUAACAUGGCGUUCGGAGGAUAUGGACGAUCACUUUGAGGGCAAUGACCGAUCUUCAACUCCUAAGAAAAUGAGGCUGGCCAGGAUGAACAGCCAGGAGGAAAUGGCUGAACAGAUAAAGACGGCUGAUAGAGAAGUGUGUCCGUCAGAGCGAUGGAGCCACACCAUGUGCCUGAGCGACCCCGGCACUGCCAUUCUCAUCGGUGGAGAAACGUCACAUCAAACCUGCAAGGACUCUUUGUGGAAGCUGGAGUUAGACAAUGAUUUUUGGUACCCAAUGUGCUCCUCCACAUGUGGACCUUCGCCUCCUUGCGCCAGAGGACACUCCGUAACCUACGACCCGGAAUCUAAUACAAUCUUGGUUUACGGCGGCCUGAGGGAGGGCCAGCGCUUCUGCGAGCUAUACAUCCUUAAUACUCUGACCUGGAAGUGGAAGCUUGUCACAGCAAAAGGGAACGUUCCUUCCUUGGCGUAUCACUCUGCCGCUUUUUAUAAGAAGGAGCUUUUUGUCUUUGGUGGGAUUCAUCCCAGUCAGUCCUCUGAGGAAAAGGUGUGCAGUAAUGCUCUGUACAUCUUCAAUCCAGAAUUUCAACUCUGGUAUAAGCCAAUAGUGGAAGGGGACAAACCACUGCCUCGCUUUGGCCACUCUGCCACACUUCUAUCACAUAAGUUGAUCAUAUUUGGCGGUCGAAAAACUGCCACAUACCUAAAUGACCUUCACAUCCUCGACCUGGGAUUGAUGGAGUACACAGCUGUGAAGAGCGGGAACAUGCCACCACUGCCUCGAGGGUUUCACGCUGCGCUGCCGGUUUCAGACAACAAGAUUUUAGUGAGCGGGGGCUGCAGUGCAAUAGGAGCCUUGCAGGAUGUACAUGUAUUUAAUACUGACACUAACAUGUGGAGCUCAGUGACAUCGUCUAAAUUGAGUGCCAAGCCUCGCGCUGGACACAGCGUGAUAGAUUUAACCUCGUCGACAACCUUGGCAGACUCUCAAAGACGUGGGCGGGAUGAACUUGUCAAAGUCCAAUGCACACUGCUUGUGUUUGGCGGCUCAGACUGCUCUGGUACUUUUUACAAUGACACAAUCAAGUGCACUAUUGAGAUUCCUGUAUAA